Messenger RNA from Symbiodinium natans, 348 nucleotides. The record is from the annotation of a GenBank genome assembly. NCBI's taxonomy places the organism in Eukaryota, Dinophyceae, Suessiales, Symbiodiniaceae.
AUGCCGGAGCACAUUGUGGUGCGGUGCUACUCUUGUCAGACGCACCAGGCAGUGCAGAGGAACAAGAAGCAGAAGUUCGAUUGCAAACUCUGUGGUGCCAAGCAGUCUGUCAAGGCCGUGCUGGCAUCAGGCACAGCUGGCAAAGAGCUGCGCGAAGUCGUGCAGCAGCUGAACUACACGAAGGGCAAGGAGGUCACAACUUCUGCGAAGCAUGGUCCAAAGUUCCACGAGAGUCUGGGACGCUUCGAAAGUCGGCAGAGUGGUCUAGAAAGGAAACUGGAAGCAGGGGGCUACAUGCAUGUGGUCCUCCAGGCAGAUGGUGACUUCUCUAAAUUCUGGUACCUCUGA